This is a messenger RNA of Trichoplax adhaerens, 981 nucleotides long. RefSeq lists its product as uncharacterized. The coding region runs from base 1 to 981 and encodes 326 amino acids. NCBI's taxonomy places the organism in Eukaryota, Metazoa, Placozoa, Uniplacotomia, Trichoplacea, Trichoplacidae. The record is from RefSeq and is a predicted model, not a curated record. The transcript is spliced from 3 exons. Gene Ontology annotation, molecular function: oxidoreductase activity.
AUGAGCUUGCAACAAUCCAUUACUUUAAGCUCUGGCUAUCAAAUGCCCCUUUUAGGGCUAGGGACGUGGAAAAGUAGCGACGAUGAAGUCGGUAAUGCUGUUAAAGCUGCUCUUGAUUGCGGCUACAGGCAUAUUGAUUGUGCAAUGUGCUACGAUAAUGAAGAAUCGGUUGGUAAAGCAUUAAGCGAAAAAAUUGGUACCAGCGUCCAACGGGAUGAAUUGUUUAUCACUUCAAAAUUAUGGAAUACGAUGCAUGCACCUAAAGAUGUCAAGAUCGCUGUAGAAAAAACCUUAAAAGAUUUACAACUGGACUAUCUUGAUUUAUAUCUAAUACAUUAUCCUCAAGGAUUGGCUAAUCUAGGCCUGACCAACUGGGAGCCAACUAAUCCUGACGGUUCCUACAUCUACUCUGACGUUCAUUAUAAUGACACUUGGAAAGCGAUGGAAGAAUUGGUGGAUGAGGGUAAAGUCAAGUCAAUUGGCGUAUCCAACUUCAAUAGUAAGCAAAUUGAUGACGUAUUAGCUAACUGCAGGAUCAAACCAGUCAUCAACCAGAUCGAAAUACAUCCAUACUUUACUCAAAGUCCUUUGGUCGAUCAUUGUUUAUCUCGUGGUAUUUCGGUGACAGCUUUUAGCCCUCUUGGAUCUUUCGAUAGACCGCAGAAAAAAGAAAAUGAACCUGUACCACUAGAGGACGCUACAAUUAAAGCUAUUGCUAAAAAAUAUGGAAAAACGCCGGCUCAGGUCAUGAUUCGAUUCGCAAUCGAACGCGGUUUAACGGUUAUUCCAAAGAGUAAGUCGGCUGCAAGAAUAAAAGAAAAUGCUCAGGUUUUUGACUUUUCCUUAACGCCUGAAGAUAUGGACUCUAUAUAUUCUCUCAAUCGUAAUUGGAGAAGCUGCUCUUUUACUGUUGUAAUCAAUGGAGUUGAGUAUCCUGAAUAUCACGAUCAUCCGUUGUAUCCCUUUUAUGAGCCGUAUUAA